AUUUAUUUACCUUGACUCAUACAUUGCUCCAAUCAAACCAAUUCUGAUGAAAGCAUAAUGUCAUGUCGAACACAACAAAUAUAUUGGAUUUUGUACUUGUUGGAUUUUCUGAAAAUCAAGAAGUUCAAAUUUUACACAGCAGUGUUUUCUUGAUAAUGUAUCUUUUUAUCUUGGGAGGAAAUCUUUUGAUUAUUUUUCUGAUACUGUUUAAUCAUUGUUUGCACACCCCAAUGUAUUUCUUUUUAAUCAAUUUAUCUAUUGGUGACCUUGGUGGGACAUCUGCCAUUAUACCCAAAUCUAUAAUUAAUGCCCUCAUGAAUUCUAAAUGGAUUUCAUAUUCUGAAUGUGUGACACAAUUGUUUUUCUAUCUUUCUUUCUUGUCAUCCAAUUUCUUCUUUCUCACUAUCAUGGCCUAUGAUAGAUACAUUGCUAUCUGUUACCCACUGCACUUUGCAUCCAUAAUGAAGUGGUCCAGUUGCAUUAAAAUGGCUGGAGGGGCCUGGGUUAUUGGAUUUCUGCAUGCAGCUCUUCAUACAGGAAAUAUUUUUUCAAUGCCUUUCUGCUCCAAUAUCAUCAAUCAAUUCUUCUGUGAAGUUCCACAAUUAAUCAAGCUCUUUUGUCCUGGUUCUUAUCUUGGUGAAACCUGGAUACUUAUCUUUAGUUCAGGCUUAGAAAUUGGCUGCCUUUCAUUUAUUAUCUUGUCCUAUGUGUGGAUCUUUACCACGGUGCUGAGAAUGUCCUCAAUUGAGAAAAGAGAAAAGGCCUUCUCCACUUGCAUCCCCCACAUCAUUGUGGUUUCCCUAUUGGUUGGCAGUAGCCUCUUGGCUCACCUGAUACUACCUGCUAAUUCUCCAUCCAGACUGGACCAAGUGUUUACCACACUAUAUGCAGUUGUGCCUUCUCUAAUGAAUCCAAUAAUCUACAGUAUGAGGAACAAAGAUGUCAAAAUUGCCUUGAGGAAAUUGGUUGGUUGACAAUUAUUCUAGCAAAGAAUUAUAAUUUCUCUUUGAUGCACCAAUUUCUUCAUUACCUUAAAUUUGAAAUUCAGCAAACUAAGGAAUUGCAGUUAGAUGAUGGUGACUAACUAAGCAUAUUCUAUUGAAUAUACAUUAUUUGUUUGAUGUGUUAUAAAUUUUGAUUUGUUAUAUCAGACCAAAAUAAAUAUUUUAAAAUAUUCUUGUAAUACCAAGUCUGUUGGGAUUUUGAAAUGUGAUUAAUAAAUUGUUUUGAUCGGUGAUAGUUUACUACUGGCAUCCUGAAAUAUUGUGGUAAUAUGAAAUUAUAAUUAGAAACUAAAAAUAUGACUGGUUAAUAUUUAAAGAAAAUGGCAAAAAUGGGGUAAUCAAAUAAAAAUAGAAAGACUGGAUCAGUCAUGAAAAACCACACUUUUUAAUUAAGAAAAGAAUGAUCUAAGAGGGAUUCUAGUAAUAUUCCUGCCUUUGUAUGAUUUCUGCUACAUCUCAGUCCUUUAUCACACUGAUGUAUCUGACACACCACUUCUAGCACUGAGUGAUGGUUUUGCAAUCAGUAUCUCAGACCUGUUUGCUUAGUAAUAAUAAAUUUAUUCAAACAUCCAGCCAAAUUUUGAGGGAUAGCCUGGGAGCAAGAGGACUUCAUCAACUAUCCAAUUAAUCAGUAUAUAAAAUAUUGUUUUUUAUUAACCUGGGAAAAUAGGCAAAAGGUGGAAGUUAUGUAUAUAUGCUAUUUAUAAAGAACCAGUUGGAAUCAAGACUGGGAGAAUGGCCCAUUUGUUUGCAUUUUAGAAACUUGAGAAGACUACUUGUUUUGACAACAGUGUUGAUGUUAUAUAUAUUUAACUUCUUUUUAACUAUUUAUAUCUUUAAGUUAGGUGGGUGUUUGUUUUUAUUUUUAUGGCAUUUUAUAUUGUGUUUUAU
Crotalus tigris (Tiger rattlesnake) is the source of this 1895-nucleotide messenger RNA. Its product is annotated as olfactory receptor 14J1-like. Bases 63 to 974 code for a protein of 303 amino acids. The transcript has 2 exons. Gene Ontology annotation, biological process: G protein-coupled receptor signaling pathway. NCBI's taxonomy places the organism in Eukaryota, Metazoa, Chordata, Lepidosauria, Squamata, Viperidae. Gene Ontology annotation, cellular component: membrane. Gene Ontology annotation, molecular function: olfactory receptor activity; G protein-coupled receptor activity. The record is from RefSeq and is a predicted model, not a curated record.